GGAGGAGCCUGCCCAUGUUUCAUUCGGGGAGGGAGAGAGAAAUGAAUACGCGGAGCACGCCCAUGGAAUUGACGAGCCCGGCCACGAACGAGGCCCUGUCCGAAAGCGCAGCGCAGGCGCAGGCCCCUUGCCCGUCCGAUUCGCCUCUGCUCUCUUGCUGCCUCACCGUCCUGACCGGUGGCUCGGAGGUCGAGCAGCCCGCAGCGCUGGUCGGUUCGACCCGCAGAUAGUUAUAGACCACGACGCCCCGAAGAGGAAGAAGAAGAAGGAGAAGAAGGAGAAGAAGAGGACGAAGAAGAAGAAGGAAGAAGAAGGAAGAAGGAAGAAGGAGCAGAAGGAGCAGAUUGCAACUUCUCCAACCGACUGGCUUUCUGUCGAGCCGGAAGGAGCCGAAGCUCUACCCGCCCGCGCGCCCGCGCGCCUGCCUGCCCGUUGCCAACUUUUCCCAUCCUUCCCGGGAGAACGACGACGAGAGCAAUUGCUCGAACCUGGACGAGCCUUUUCCACUUUCGGAUCCUUGUGCUCGCAUUGUGCUUGCGGGAGUGGGAGUCCGGGCCUGCACCGAGGGGAGAGUGCUUUUGGUGCGGGGUUGUCUGUUUCAGCUUGAAUUGCUGGUUUCCUUGGAUGCUUCCGCCUGGCUCCGCAGCAAGAGCGUUCUGCUCUGCUGCUGCUGCUGCUGAGUCGUCGUCGUCGUCGUCGUCUGCCUUUGCCGGUGUCUGUACGGUUCGGUUACAGAAUUCUGUGUGGGAAGAAGUGGAGACUCGAGAGGAAGUCUGGGUUAGCCGUGCCGUCGGCCACCGUAUGUAGGCAUGGCUAAUGCUGGCGAUGAGGAGGUGAAGACGCUGUUUCUCUCGGGGCUGCCUGAUGAUAUAAAGGAAAGGGAGAUUUACAACCUGUUUCGCAUUCAUAAGGGCUAUGAAUCCUGCCAGCUCAAAUAUUCGGGUCGUGGUUAUCAGAUAGUGGCCUUUGCUGUUUUUACUGAUCAACAGUCGGCUUUGGCAGCAAAAGAAGCUUUGAAUGGGCUUAAAUUUGAUCCUCAGACCGGGGCAACAUUACACAUUGAACUGGCGAGAGCAAAUUCACGGACAAAGAGAUCCCGCUCAGAGGAUAGUGGUCUCGGGGCGCUGGAGAAGAAAUAUAGGGGUCCCGUGGGGACCCCAGGAGCUUAUCCUGAUCCAGGGGUUGCCGGCACUGUGCACUUGCCUGGGAUGGUGCACUCGGUGUACAACGACAUGAGUGGGUUUCCACCCCCACAGAGCGGUGGUAUGGUUGGACCACCCCUUUACACUGGACAAGAAGGUCUCUCAAGCAUGAUGUUGGGACCUUCGUUGAUACCCCCUCCUCCAGCACCAGGGAGUAACCCUCCAUGCUCAACUCUGUUUAUAGCCAACCUGGGCCAAACGUGCACCGAGGAAGAAUUGAUUCAAGUGCUGUCAAGAUUCCCAGGUUAUCGGAAGAUAAAAAUGCAGAUUAAAGGCGGUCUCCCGGUCGCGUUUGUCGAGUUUCAGGACGUAAUGUGCUCCACCCAAGCACUUUCUCAGCUUCAAAAUUCAAUGCUCGCGUCAUCGGACAGAGGUGGAAUGCGACUCGAAUAUGCUAAAGCAAAAAUGGGACAACCUAGAAGAGAAAGAUUAUCAUCGACUCACCUAUGAAAGUGGUUUGCUUUCAACUGACGAUAUUGCGAUUGUGGGAGAAGAUCCAGGACUGACAGAAGAAUAAUCAAACAUGAAGAAUCAUGUUCUGCAAGAUCACCACUCUCUAACUAGAUAGGAAGAUGGCAAAGACCAAGGGUGAAGGAAAAAGCUACAUUUUUCCGGACGGUCAAUAUGUUUGAUUCUCACGAAGCUACUCCAUCAUCAUGCCUGCAGGGCAGCUGACAAAUAUAGUAUCUAUAUGCCUACACUGAUUUAGUUAUCUGGUCAUUAGAAAGCAAGUUUGCCAAUCAAAUUAUGUGAAUUUGGCCGCACUGCACAUGGUAUAUUAAGACAUGGUCAUGACUCUCCUCUCUGUGCUGGUGUGAGAUGCAUGAAACAAUUGCUGUAGACACUAAGAUCAAUACCUGAGUAAAAUUGUGGCAAUAAAAAGUGGUCGCGUUGAGUUCAGCA
This is a messenger RNA of Marchantia polymorpha subsp. ruderalis, 2105 nucleotides long. Lineage: Eukaryota; Viridiplantae; Streptophyta; Marchantiopsida; Marchantiales; Marchantiaceae. The record is from the annotation of a GenBank genome assembly.